AUGCCCGCACAACCAAAGGAACCUCACAUCUCACAACAACCCUUCACAUGGAAGAAUUGGUACAGGCACAUAGAUUGGCUUAACACCACGCUUGUUGUGCUUAUACCAAUAUACGGUCUCUGUCUGGCGCGGAAUACAACCCUCACUCGACCGACCCUCUUGUGGACGAUUCUCUACUAUGGUAUGACCGCAUUUGGUAUCACAGGCGGAUAUCAUAGAUUAUGGAGCCAUCGGUGCUACUCUGCCGCGCUUCCUCUACGGUUAUUCCUGGCAUUCGUGGGAGCUGGAGCGAUCCAAGGCUCGAUUCGAUGGUGGAGCGCUAAACACCGCGCUCACCAUCGAUGGACGGAUACAAUGAAAGAUCCGUACUCUGUAAUGCGGGGUCUUUUAUUCUCACAUAUCGGCUGGCUGGUAACAAACGAGGAUCCAAAGAACAAGGGACGAACGAAUAUUUCGGAUCUCGAUAGCGAUCCCAUUAUCGUAUUCCAACACCGUCACUAUACCUUGAUUCUUCCCCUGGCCGCCUGGAUCUUUCCUGCUCUUGUGGCCGGAUUGGGAUGGGGAGAUUGGUGGGGCGGAUUGGUGUAUGCAGGAAUCAUAAGGGCUUGUUUGGUUCAGCAGGCUACCUUUUGUGUGAACAGUCUCGCACAUUGGAUUGGCGAGCAACCAUUCGACGAUCGAAGGAGCCCAAGGGACCAUGUUCUAACUGCUCUGGUAACAAUGGGAGAAGGGUAUCACAACUUCCACCACGAGUUUCCCAGUGACUAUCGCAAUGCAAUUGUCUGGUACCAGUACGACCCUACCAAAUGGCUCAUCUGGGCCUUUUCAAAGAUACCAUUCUUUCCGCUGGCCUACGAUCUAAAGACAUUUCGGUUCAACGAAAUCGAAAAAGGCCGUCUGCAGCAGCAACAAAAGGCUCUCGACAAGAAGCGAUCGGGGCUUGACUGGGGUGCUCCGCUAGCCCAGCUUCCUGUCAUCUCCUGGGAUGACUUCCAAACUCAGGCCUCCGCUAAUGGAGCAGCUUUAGUCGCUAUUGCCGGAGUAAUCCACGAUGUCUCACCUUUUGUUGCGGAUCACCCAGGCGGCAAGGCACUCAUCAAGUCUGCAAUCGGAAAGGAUGCGACUGCGAUAUUCAACGGCGGUGUGUAUGAGCAUUCGAAUGCGGCGCACAACCUGCUUUCGACUAUGCGCGUAGCGAUUCUCAGGGGCGGUCAAGAAGUCGAGGUUUGGAAACGAACGGGUGAAAGAGCAGUGAAAGAUCCCGAGAGUCUUGGUGUAGUAAGGGCCGGUGAUCAGAUCACCAGGAUCGCGGCGCCGGUAGCUGCUGCUGUUGCAGCAUGA
Molecule: messenger RNA, 1341 nt
Organism: Pyrenophora tritici-repentis Pt-1C-BFP
Lineage: Eukaryota; Fungi; Ascomycota; Dothideomycetes; Pleosporales; Pleosporaceae
Biological process (GO): unsaturated fatty acid biosynthetic process
Cellular component (GO): endoplasmic reticulum membrane
Molecular function (GO): iron ion binding; heme binding; stearoyl-CoA 9-desaturase activity
Source: RefSeq, a predicted model, not a curated record